AUGAGGAACAGUAUCAGCAUCGGCACCAGCAACAAAAAUAGGAAGAGUGUCAGCAGCUGCAUCAGUAGCAUGAUGAACAGUACCAACCGCAGCACCAGCAGCUCCAAAGGAGCUCAGUAUGAGCAGCAGCAUGAGGAGAAAUAUCAGCAGCAGCAAAAGGAGCAGCAUGGGGAGCAGUUGCAGCAGCAGCAAAAGCUGCAGCAUCUACUGCAAGAGGAGCAGCUUGAGCAGCAGCAUAUGGAUGAUUAUCAGCAGCAGCUUGAGGAGCAGGAACAGCAGCAGUAUCAGCAGCAGCAUGAG
This is a messenger RNA of Carcharodon carcharias (great white shark), 300 nucleotides long. Its product is annotated as ataxin-8-like. NCBI's taxonomy places the organism in Eukaryota, Metazoa, Chordata, Chondrichthyes, Lamniformes, Lamnidae. The record is from RefSeq and is a predicted model, not a curated record. The annotation marks the transcript as partial. The transcript is spliced from 4 exons.